Molecule: messenger RNA, 2578 nt
Organism: Salvelinus namaycush (lake trout)
Lineage: Eukaryota; Metazoa; Chordata; Actinopteri; Salmoniformes; Salmonidae
Product: choline-phosphate cytidylyltransferase A-like
Exons: 9
Coding region: 369-1466 (365 amino acids)
Biological process (GO): CDP-choline pathway
Cellular component (GO): endoplasmic reticulum
Molecular function (GO): choline-phosphate cytidylyltransferase activity; phosphatidylcholine binding
Source: RefSeq, a predicted model, not a curated record
GUUGUAGUUCCUGUGGAGUAAACUGUCAUUCCGAUGACUGCAUUAGUUAGCUAGAAAUACUCUGUUGAUAAUCCAUAUGUUAGUCUACUCCCUAACCAAUGCGCGUCCUCUUCCCAUCGAGCUGGUGGCACAGUUCGAGACAUUGGACUAACAUUACCUGAGUGUUGGGUGCACUGUUCUAGCUAGCUAGUUAGUGAAUUUAGCGUUAUUAACCAACAGAUAGCAAGCAACAGAGAGCAAACCAACUUGACAGUAACGUUAGUUAGCUAUAAAAGAUUUCCCUAGCACACUGUCUAUGAGCUAGAUAGCUUUCAGCAGUAACGUUACCUACUUCUACACUGCAAAUUCCAAGCACAGAGCGCCUUUGGAUGGAAGCCCACAGCUCAAGCCGGUCAAUCCUGUCCAGGAAGAGGAGGAGAGAUGGAUCCAAGGGAGAAGCUGAGGAGGUAGAGCGACCAGGGAAAGUCCCAAGAUCCACCGUGGGUUUAAAAGAUCCCGCCUCCUUUGCUGAUGAGCUGGAGUCGGCUGAGGACACUCCAUACCUGCGAGUCAGCAUGGAGGAGGCCAAGAGGGGAACUCCAUUUCAUAGGCCAGUGCGGGUCUAUGCAGAUGGCAUAUUUGAUGUGUUCCACUCAGGCCACGCCCGGGCCCUCAUGCAGGCCAAGGGCCUCUUCCCCAACACAUACCUCAUCGUGGGCGUGUGUAGUGACGACCUGACGCACAAGUUCAAGGGGUUCACAGUGAUGAACGAGGACGAGCGCUACGAUGCAGUCAGCCACUGCCGCUACGUGGACGAGGUCGUCAGGAACGCGCCCUGGACGCUUACGCCCGAAUUCCUCGCCAAGCACCGAAUCGACUUUGUUGCCCAUGACGACAUCCCAUAUACAUCAGCAGGCCAGGAUGACGUUUACAAGCACAUCAAGGAGGCGGGCAUGUUUGCGCCCACCCAGCGGACGGAGGGCAUCUCCACCUCGGACAUCAUCACACGCAUCGUCCGCGACUACGACGUGUACGUGAGACGCAACCUGCAACGCGGCUACACUGCAAAAGAGCUCAACGUCAGCUUCAUAAAUGAGAAGAAGUACCACCUGCAGGAGCGUGUGGACAAGGUGAAGAGGAAGGUGCGUGACGUUGAGGAGAAGAGUAAAGAGUUUGUGCAGAAGGUGGAGAACAAGAGCAUCGACCUCAUCCAGAAGUGGGAGGAGAAGUCCCGGGAGUUCAUCGGCAACUUCCUGCAGAUGUUCGGCCCCGAGGGAGCACUGAAGCACAUGUUGAAGGAGGGCAGGGGCCGGAUGCUGCAGGCCAUCAGCCCAAGACAGAGUCCCAGCAGCAGUCCCACCCGUGAGCGCUCUCCCUCCCCCGUCUUCCGCAUGCCCUUCUUAAACAAGGCCGUGGCCUCACCCCACCACAGUGCUACACGGGGAUACACCGUCAGUGAGGAUGAUGACGAGUCUGACGAAGGUUAGGGCUCACAUUUCUCGCGUUUGUUAAUCCUGCUCUUCGGUCCAUCGACAGUAUCAGCGUUCAAGCCCCUCCAACCAAUCAUCAGUAUGUCCAAUUAUCUGUAUAGCGUUGUCCCUCACGUCUUUUUUUCAAUUGCUGGUGUCCAUUUCACAUGUACUGUACCACAUCAGUCAGGGGGGGGGUUAUUGCACAAUUAGUUUGACAGCUGAUGUUGCAUUUCUCACCGAUUAGGAACAUUUAGAUGCAUGCUUCCAACUCAGGAUGUUAUAACCUUAGUGGGAAAUUCAGUUUUGUCUUCUAUAAGUUGAGGGGUGUUUGGUACACUGUUGCAUUCCUCUACAGAUGAUCUGAGAGUAUGAUAUAUAUAGUAACCAUCAGUCCCUUGAGGAUUCCCCCUCGGAGUGUUUGCUUCUGUGAGUGUGUAAACUGCUAGCUUGUGUAGGCAUCUCAAUGUCCUCCAUCCAUGGACUCAGCUUGACCUUUUUGCACAUUAUAAUACUAAUAGUUGGUUUCGAUGGUCUGAGUCGAGGUCAGUCUUUGGACAGAGGUUUUCAAAGCAUAGUGCCCAGCAUUUAACUAGAGAACUGAUCUUGUUCAGUAGGGCUCAAGAACCUGUUUUCAGGAGGUUUUAGCUGAAGCCAAACAAUUGUGUGCAAUAACAAGACCUAAUUUUUUUAAAUGAUUACAUACGUAAUACAAUUUUAUCCCUUUUACAUAUCUCCCUCCUGUAGUUGGGAUCAUUUGAUUUUGGCUGUUAACCCAACCCUUGCUAGUCUGUGGCAGCAAAGCAGGUGGUUAAGCAUAUCAUAACCAUGUUGGAUUGUCUAUACAGUGUAAGGGAUGAUAUGAUCCAUCAUUUGACUGGACUGAUUAUUUGGGAUUUGAAUAAAUCCAUUAAAAUACUGCUUCUCAUUAGGGCAUGUCUAUAUAUAAUCUAUCUUCUGGUAGCAAGAGUUGUCUGAUAUGUAAGAAGCCAGUACUAACCUUCUGUCAGAUACAAAAUGUACAUUGUUUUAAACAUUUUACUGUUUGGGUUGAGUUUGUUUAGCUCCUGAAUGUGCAGGCAUGAGAUACCAGGAAACAUGUCAAUGAAAUAAAAAAACUUCAACCAUAA